Messenger RNA from Penaeus indicus, 4011 nucleotides. RefSeq lists its product as uncharacterized. NCBI's taxonomy places the organism in Eukaryota, Metazoa, Arthropoda, Malacostraca, Decapoda, Penaeidae. Gene Ontology annotation, cellular component: neuron projection; synapse; plasma membrane. The record is from RefSeq and is a predicted model, not a curated record. Gene Ontology annotation, biological process: monoatomic ion transmembrane transport; regulation of membrane potential; nervous system process. The coding region runs from base 49 to 2865 and encodes 938 amino acids. The transcript has 8 exons. Gene Ontology annotation, molecular function: protein binding; neurotransmitter receptor activity; transmembrane signaling receptor activity.
ACCAAAGUUCACCUGGAGUUAGCAGAGCGCUCUGUUCGCCUUCCCACUAUGGGAACAUCAGCUGAUUACCUGGAUGACAGAGGUAAGAGGACUAAGACGACUAAGAGGACCAAGAGGACUAAAGCCUUUGUUCUAAGAGGACUGUGGCGUUUUGGAAGAUGCUCUCGUGCUUCCGAACAAGCUGAUGGCGUGGUCUUCUGCGUCGCCGUCUUGUUAAUUUGCUCUCUGUGUUUUGUAGAGUGCCAAGGUGAUACUGGCCCGGAUGAUGUUGUUACCAUGGCAACAUUUCAGCGCAGUGGAGCAGCCUCGAAAGACACUUACCUGAAGUACCUUAGCGAAAUACCAGACCUCGUCCAGAUAACCUUCUGCUUCCGCUUGUAUCUCUUUCAAGCACGAGACGAAAUCAUGGUACUGUCGUAUGCUCACCCUGAAAACGAUAAUGAAUUAUACUUUGGGUUUCAUUACAAAAAUAGUGAACUGAUGAUGACCUGUUGUGACCCCAAGUGGACGCAGGACAUAAAGUUGAAAGUGGAACUGCACGUCUGGUCGUCUAUUUGCGUGUCUCUAGACUUCGCUAAUGGGACGAAUGUGGUCGUUCAGGAUGGAAAAGUCAUACCUGGUAUCAUAGACGAGUCUCUCGGAAAUCCGUUUAUACGUGGAGGGGGUAUGCUGUACAUUGGCCAGGAACAGGACCGCCCUGGGGAAGGCUUCGAUAAGACCCAAAGCCUGGCCGGAUCCCUGGUGGACUACCGCCUUUAUGAGAAGAUCUUCUCAAUAACAAUCUUGGAACAAUACACUAACUGUGAGCCUAUGCAAGUCUCUGCUACUCCGUUUAUCGAUUUUAGUAACAUCACCAGUGACUUCGAAGUUAGCGACGUAGAAAUUGAAGACGGGGUUGGUAGUCACUUUUGCAGUGAAUGGAAGCCCUAUGACAUCUUGUUCCCGGAGGUGCGAACUUUUGAUGAAGCUUCUCAUCACUGCCAGAUUCUCGCAGCCAACCUGAAAGCACCAAAGAAUAACGACCAUAAUGCAGAGCUUAACAACCUCUCUCUUAAGCAUGUCGACACCUGCGGCAGCGUAUGGCUGGGUAUUCAGCGUAAUGUGACGGGGAAGUACUGGUACGACACGUCUACGCAGACAAAAAUUACCUACGCUAACUUCGGGCACAAAGCAGCCUUCGAUGACUCUGAGGCCUGUGCGUCAUUCAAGCGAAGCCAAGAUACCGUUUCUUCGGGCGAGUGGGCGCCUAGGAACUGCGAGAUGAAAUUCUGCGCCGUCUGUCGCUUCAAACAGAUGUCGUUCUUAAAGCUGCGAGGUUUAUGCGAGAGGUCACUGUUCGAUCGCGAAUAUUUCCUCCCCAAUACCAAAGACUCACCCAUGUUCAACGGGGCGUACUACUCCGUCAUAACCAAACACGCUCCCCCUGAAAAUGCCUCGGCGUCAGACUUCGGCUUCUGGCAGCUGUCGCGCCUCGACGACCCCAGCGUGAGGGCAACGCUGGCCCUGAGGUUCCCCACCCACUACCCGGUGGGCCUCAACAACUGGACAGUGAGCAAUGACGUCUGUGGGGGCCGGGAAGUCCCGCUGAGGAUGACCUCGUGCAGGGAGCGCCAGUUCUCUUGCGACGACGGGACCUGCAUUCCCAUCCACCAGCGAUGCAACAAGGAAAUCAAUUGCCCCGACGAAUCAGACGAGGUUUCUUGCAACUUCUUGGUCUUUCCUUCGAGGUACGACGACAAGUCUCCGCCGCCGCGCCUGCACCCUUCUAGCCCGGUCAACGUGUCCGUGUAUGUCCUGAUGCUGUCGAUGCGCGCCUUCGAUCUCACGGGUUUCAACUUCGUCUGCGAAAUCGAAGUGCGCUUCUCGUGGAAGGACUCUCGGCUGACGCUGCUGCACCUGAAGAAUGACAGCUUCUUAAACAUCAUUCACUUGACGGAGCGCAUGCCCUGGAAGCCCGACGUGGAGUUCUUCGGCGAUGCCCUGACUACGAGCGACGUGAACAAUCGAUACAGCUUCCUCAUGGCCCAGAGGAAGAAGAAGCCUCUGCCUGACAACAGUGCAAAACUAUGGGAAGAUGAGACCUUCGAAGGCCGUGACAAUCCGCUGGUGAUGGUGCAGAAACUCACAGUCACGACCUCAUGUCAAUUCGACCUCAUAACGUUCCCUUUCGACACACAGACAUGCAAAUUGGGUUUGGUGCUACGAGGGCUGACGAAGGACUACAUCGCCCUCGUGUCCGAAGGACCAGGCGUCAAGUACAUCGGCAAGAGGAAACUUCUGGAGUAUUACUUGAAUGAGGAAUUCAUGGCACCUGAAGACGUGGGAAACUACAGCGGCCAAGUGAUCGAGAUGAAAUUCCGCAACCUGUCCACCUUCUACGUCACGUCAACGUACAUCCCGACCUUCAUCAUCGUCGUCAUCGGGUACAUCGUGUUCUUCUUCCCCGUCGAGGAUUUCAACGAACGUAUCAUGGUGGCUCUGACGGCGCUCCUGGUCGAGGCUGCCUUCUUCACGCAGAUGAGCUCCUCGAUCCCCCAGACAGCUUAUCUUAAAUUGGUGGACAUCUGGUUUGUGUACUGCAUCACAAGCCUCUUCUUGGUUGUUGUUACAGUUGCUUUCAUCAACUGGUGCAAGAAAUGUGCCCCUGCUUUCGUACUGUGGUUGAGGAAGCACGAAGUCAAAUCUGAAGGCAGGCUUGCAUCCCGCCGUACCGCUCUCGCUUCCAGGUUGAAUAUCCUUUGCCGCAUCGUGUGUCCUAUUCUGACUGCUCUCUUCUUCAUCUUCUAUCUGACCAUGGCCGCACUCAUCGAAAUACCCAAGUUACCCAUCGAAAUUCCGAAUUACCAAAGUUUCUUCUCUAAGUGAUUUUUUUUCCUCUUAGCUUCUACUUCAUCCCUGGAAGCGUCACCCAGAAAAGCGGUCGUUGAGCCUGUCCUAGGCAGUUUGGCAACGCCUUUUCUUCCACUAUUAACGUAAUUUUGAUUCUUGGUUGAUUUACGAUUCAGCAUUUAAAGCAGCUAGGGUGUAAAAUCAUGAUCCCUGGCUGACUGGUGAUUUGAGCCUAUGAUACUGUAGCGGCAAGUCGUUGAAUGCAAGGCCAGAAAUAGUCUCUAAUAACAUCUAACCAACAUUUAUAACACUUUAGACACCAGCCAACCAGCAACUACAAUGAUCCAGAAAUCAGAGCUUUCACUUUAAGAGUCUUGAUAUAUUAAAAAUACUUUCAACAUGAAGGAAUUUACUGUACUUGAAUUGUACGCAGUUUUCCGGUACGUAAGACUGUAUUUUUCAGUGUACCUCCUCAUUCUAACCACACAUCUAUGUAAAUAAUGCACUUGAUAGAAGGCACCAAGUACAAUGCUUUGAGAAACUGUGUAACCAGGACGUUCACAGAUCUCAAGGUUACUCACACAUUCCUCACACACCGAUAUUGCCUGUGUUAUAUAUUUCUUUGGUUUUCCUAACUGUAGUGAUUGCAUGGUCGCUGAGAUCAUUCGUGAACAGAACUUUAUUAGAGACAACGAAAUAUCACAGUGUUUAUCUUAAUGAAUAUUUGCUCUGCCUGAUUAUGAUUUUUGCAUCGAUAUUUAACGUUUAUAUUAGUAAGCCAAUCAUUGAUUUAGCACGUACAAUCAAUUGCACUCUUGUUAUUUGUAAAAAAAAAAGAGAGAGGGGGGAUAUAUAGGAGUAUGUCCUAUUACGUUCCAAUUUCCACGGGUAUUUUUUUUCUUUUCCUUUUUGAAUCCAUGAGCUUGAUGUAGAAAAGAAAAUCCUAUCGUCCAGUUUUAUUUUCGUAAACCAUUAUGAAACUGCAAAUAAGGAAAUCAUAUACAUUACCAAGUAACAGUAAUAACAACCAUCAUAAUAUACUGGACAUUCACUGGGGUCGUCCAUGCUGUCACGUGACCUAAAUUGGUAUCGAAGUGCCAAUUGUUACGUGCUUGUUACUCCUGUUACUUCAGAAGUACUGUUGAAUGUAUUUUAAUUAUUGCUAAUAGAACUCGGUACUAU